Messenger RNA from Rhodamnia argentea, 654 nucleotides. RefSeq lists its product as uncharacterized. The transcript has a single exon. Lineage: Eukaryota; Viridiplantae; Streptophyta; Magnoliopsida; Myrtales; Myrtaceae. The coding region runs from base 89 to 541 and encodes 150 amino acids. The record is from RefSeq and is a predicted model, not a curated record.
ACUAACAUUCCCAAAUCUGCAUAGAAAUCGUAACCCACCAAACCAUCUUUGCAUUCUUGACCUCUCGGUUUUCCUUAAACCCUAAGCCAUGCAAUCAGCUUCCUUCUCGCCCUCCUCGUUUCCUUGCAACCGGGCGUUCUCUCGUUCCACAGAUCGAACCAAGAAGGCAACUGCCAAGAGAGUUCUCGCGUCGAGAAGAGGAGGGGAGAAUCGACAGGACCAGUACUCCGGCGGCCGUCUCGUGGACCGAGACAUGAUCGUGCUCCGGAAACGGAUCCACGAGAUGAGGGAGGCCGAGCGGAGCCAAGAGCCGCCCCCUGAGUGGAUGGCCUGGGAGAAGCGAUGCUACGCGAGCUACGACUCAAUCAUAUGUGAAGCCAUGGGGUUUCUGCAGUCUUGGAUGAUGAACGCUAGACCCGGCGUCGCUCUCGGAGUGGCAACUCUGGUGGCGUUGAGCGUACCGACGGCUUCGACAUUCGUUUUGUUCCGCCUGGCUGAGAUGGCCGGAGAGAUCUUGGCAACAUUUCAUAUCUGCGCCUAGUAACUCUAGUCAGUAUUUUGUUCCGUUUUUUUUAUUUUUCUUUCUUUGUUCGUAAGUAUCUUCGCCGUGCAUGAAUAACAACUUAUGGGCAAUGUUGUAAUUAAGAUGUUUCC